Messenger RNA from Besnoitia besnoiti, 1998 nucleotides. RefSeq lists its product as uncharacterized. Gene Ontology annotation, cellular component: ciliary basal body; axoneme. The coding region runs from base 1 to 1998 and encodes 665 amino acids. Gene Ontology annotation, biological process: regulation of cilium beat frequency. The transcript is spliced from 5 exons. The record is from RefSeq and is a predicted model, not a curated record. Lineage: Eukaryota; Apicomplexa; Conoidasida; Eucoccidiorida; Sarcocystidae.
AUGCCGGACUCGCAGUGGGAAGAAACGUUGGUGACCGCCACUCGGCGCCUCAUCGUCCAGCUGCGUCAGACUGGGCAUCCGGUGCCUGAGGUCUAUGCCGCAUACUGCCUGUGCGCAACAAGAGACGAUGAACACGAUUUCCUGAUCAACAAACUCAUCUGUAUAGAGGACGAAGGAGAAAUCGGCGUCCAGAGAGCGGCCGAUCGUAUUCUGCAAGAGCGGGGGCCGGAGAUUGCCUGUCUGAAGCUCCAAGCGAUGCAUGAGGCAACUCUCGCUGAUGAGAAACGCCUCUUGUUACGUUUUGAGGAUCGUACAGCGAAUGAAAUCGCGAAUGAGAAUUCUAGCACCCUUUUUUCGUGCUUGACUGUCCCAUACGAAAAGAUCGUCGGCCUUAGCCACGCAGUUCUCAAGGACGCCGACCGGAUGAAGGCGCUUUACAAGAAGGUUCUUCACCUCUGCGUCACCAGGUUUAGGCGUGCCCCUUGGCUUGAGGGAGGCGAAAGCCAGGACGAAGUGAUCGAGGAUACCAGAGCUGCCCUGGAGUCCGCUUUUCCAAUCACCGGACUGCGGUCACUGUUCGGGUUGCCCCUUGUAGAUCGCCGGCGUUAUCUAGAGGAACUGUGUUUCAUCAUUCUGGGAAUCCGAGUUUUCAACUCUCAGACUGGGCGGGCUACCUCUGCCAGCGUACCUGACCCGCGCAAUCUUCUUGCUUCGCACAGCCCCGACAUCCUCCAAUCUUUGGAAAGGGACAUAGAAGAAGGCCAGGGGCUGACAGACGAAUUCGCCAGAAUUCUGGUUCGACCUCCUCCAGAAGUCUCUCGCGAGAAAGAUUGGAAGGAUAUCGCGGAUGACCACAUCUACUUGGCGCAACUCGUCGCCUACAAAAGAGCUUUGUUGACGGCACUCUUCGAAACGAGGCAUCAGCUCAAGGAAGCCGUUUCCGAGUGUAUUUCGGAGAUACUACGGAUUCGAGAGGAACUGGGCGGGAAGCAGUGCGCGUCGCGAGACGAUGUCUUUCCAAUGUUUUCUCGGCUGGGCAUAACUUAUGAGACGGCUUUCCUGAACCAUAGAAAACUUUGCUCUUUAGAGCGUCUCGUCACUUCACUGGCGAAACUAGGCGCCGAAUACGUCUCCCCUCCGGCCUCGACCUUCAGAGUUACGAGCAACUGUCUCGACGCAGGCUCUUCCGACUCCUCGGGAAGCGGCCUCGCGGCUGACACCGCAGCGUGCGCAACAGAAGCCAACGAACAACAAGCCGAGGAGGACGCCAUAGAGGAGGUCGCUAGAGUAGCAGACAGAGAAUCAGGGGGACUACUUGAGCUAGGCGGGAGGUGCGCGUGGUGUCUUGCCAAAUACGGUGCCUUGGUCCCUGCGAACCUCGCGAUCCGAACAGCCAGCCACGACGGUCACGCGUAUGCGUUCUCGACGAUCGAAGGAGCCAAAGAGUUCGCACAGGAUCCUGCCGGCUUUGUUUUGGAGAUACAACUCCGCCUGAAGCGGCAGCCGGCCCUUAUUCACCUCUUAGACCUCGACCGGUUCUACCCAAGGACGAGUUUGCGGAAUAUACUAAAGCUUCAGAAGCGAAGCACCGAGAAGUUCUGUGAGCGAGAAACCGUGAGGCUUGGCGGAGACGGCACAGCCGUCGACCAGUUGCCUUUCCUGCUUCAAGAGCCACGGAACGCGGACGCUGCGGUCAUGACUCCGGUCCAUUUUGAAACAAUCCAGAAAGACACGUCGUACCACUGGAACGAAUGGGAUUUGCGGCGUCGAGCUCUGGCGAUGGCGGACCUUAUGGACAAAGCCACAAGGAGCUCACAGACGACUGUUUCACACUGCCGAAGAGAACAGGAGGCCCAGGUCUAUCUGCUGAAGGAGAAGGCGCAGAACACCAUGAAGUGCAAAGGAACUGCAGCCAUACGAGGAAAAAAGUACAUCGCUGGCUUGAGAGGAAAGGCAGAGAGACAGCCACACACUGUUAGGAUCGAGCUUGAUCUCUAG